AUCAAGUGAUAGGGAUGGGGGUGUCAGAGCAGGUGCGUGAGCGUGCCUAGGGGGUGCUGUGAGGGUCCUGGAGAGAUUUCCCCACUAAGCCUCGCUGCUUUGGUCUGGAGUCAUCCCCUGCCAUCGCUGAAAGAAGCCUCCCGCCAAGGCGAUCGCAGGGAGGAACCUCCCUGGGACGCGCGCCUCUUCUCCCCCAACACCAACCCCCUCAGCGCGCUCGGAGGUCUGAGCACAGCGCGCGCACCCAGGCUCCCCCCGCCCGUGCCCGCGGGGCGGGGCCGCAGUCAGGCUCCCCAGGCGCCGUCGCCUGCAGCCCCCUCCCCUCGCCUUCCCCGCGGCUCCCUGCGGCCGCUGCUCUGGCCCAGCCCCCACCCCAAGGCGACGAGCGUGGAGCAGCGGCUGGCCGGAGCUAGAGGUGUGAAAUGGAGAAGAGAGAUAGAGCCAGGGCUGGUGCCGCCCUACGGACCUCCGCUUCUCGACCCCAUGGGCUUCCUAUUCCUAGACCUACUCCUGGAUCUCCUCGACCUCCUCCCCCGGUAACCACCGCUGCCCUUCGAGUUCUGGAAGCAUCCGGAGCUGUAGGGCGAAGGCAGGUGGUAGAGCGUGCCUCCAGCGUGGGCAAAGCCGCUCUUCCACUGGCUGCUGCCCGGGGGACUCUGGUGCGCAGCGCUGGGACCGGUGUAGGCCCUCAUAGUUCAGCCUCCAGGCUCCUGUCUGCCGGGAGAGGAGAGAAGGCCUCUACCAAGACCUCCAGUCAGGGCUCUAUUUCCAGUCCCAGGCGAGCUGGCAGCGGAAUCACCAGACCAGGCAUUGUCGACCAGAAGGGACUCCGACCCUUGACUGAGGAACCUGUGGCUAGAGGUAAAGGUCCAGAAGUGCCCAAAAGGAAUCCAAUGAGCUCUGCUGGAACUCGAAGAGAUUCUUCAGUGCCCAUAUCAGGAGCACCUUCCCCUGCCGUUGCCCGUCGGUCCAGGGCUCCAGUUACAGACACCGGACCUCUUCGACCAGCUGCCAGCACCCAGCAGCGACCCCUGACCGAGGCCCCCAGGAAACCAGUGAGCAGUACUACAGAACACAGUAUCCCCGAGUCGAGCCCAGGUGUCAGGAGGCGUCCCACCACUGGCGGCAGCCUGCAGAAGCCCGCAUCGCGUCCCCUGGGCUCCAGUGCUACCCCUUUGCUCUCUCAAGCCCGUUCUGGGGCCUCACCGCGUGGAACAUCCCGGGCUCCUUCGCUUACCUCGCAGCCCAAGUCCAAGGGGCAGCAAGAUCCACGCCCACUCCAGGCCACAGUCCCAAGGAAGAAUGCAGCCUCUGCGCAGAGCCUUUCUCCUCCUCCUUCAGUCUCACCCUCUGCACCUAGGACCACCACACCACAGGCUUCCCCUUCCCAGGUCCCACGGAUUCCCCCGCAGGCCACUCUCCCACCCUCACCACCGGCCACGCCCCCUCCACCUGUCACGCUUCAGCUUCAGGCUCCGCCCUCUUCACAGGCCACGCCCCAUUCGCAGACCAUUAAUUGUCCACCAGCACCUAAGCCGCUUUCUCUGCAGAACCUCCCCUCCCCACCCGCCACACCCCCUUUGCAAGUUCCACCUACAGGCCUGGGUACCCAAGGGGCUUCCGAUUCACCCCUGCCCAUGGGUAUGAUCCCUCCACCGCUUUCACCCCCCGUACCGAAUAUGCCCUUCACCCAGCCUCCCUUGGCCACACCUCCAUCUGCCUCUUUACCUUUACCCACAUGCUCUCUACAAAGUCCACUUUCCCCUCCAAUUUCUUCGCCUAAUCUCCCUUCUCCCUUUGCUUCACCCUCUCCGUCCGCCCUUUCCACUCUGACUACAGCCUCUUCUCUGGCCGGUCUUCCUCUGUCUCCUCCCCUUCUUCAGGCCACGCCCUCGAAAUUAGCCACGCCUCCUUCACAAGACCCUCCUCUUCUGGCCGGUUCUCUGCAGGAUUUUCAUCCAGUUUCUUCUCCCUCCACACCACCGCCUCUGAAGGUUCCUCCUCGUCCCUUGAUCCUGGUAUCCAUACUGGCUUCAUCGCCCCAGCAAGCCACGACUCCUCCUUUAGACUUUUCCCCUAUGGCGGUCCCACUUUCUAUGGACUCCCCACCUCUGCAGGCCUCGCCUACAUCCCCUGUGCAAGCCCAGCCCCUGCCCUCGCCCCCUCUGCAGGCGCCUUCUUCACCUCUUGCUACAUACCCCCCUUUGCCUCUUCUCUCACACCCAGCCUCACCUCCUCUGGAGGGACCGCUUUCUUCCUCCUACUCACCUCCUCAGUCUCCCUUGGCAACGCCCCCUUCACAGGCUCCACUUUCACUGGACUCAUCCCCUCCCUCUCCUCUGACCCCGCCCCCUCCUCAAAACCCAUCUUCUCUCGCCUUCCCCCAUCUUCAGUCCCAGCCCUCCUCCCUAACCACUCCCCCUCUGCAGACUCCGCCCGUCCUCCUGCUCAAAAUUCCUGGACAGGUGCCUGGUGUGGCUUUGCCUCCUGUUAUGACCCUUCCGCCUUCCUUGACCACGCUCCUUCCUCAAGCCCCUCCUGGCUUGGCCUCACCCCCUCUGCAGGCCCCGCCCUCCCCCUUGUCCAUACCACCUCUGCUGGCGCCUGUUCCGGUUUUGCCCUCUCUACAGACCCCUCCCUCUCCUGCGGCCAUGCCCCCUCAGACCCCACCUUCUCUCACCCUCCCUCAUCUUCAGGCCCUGUCCACCUCCCUAACUACUACCCCUCUUCAGGCUCCGCCCUCUCUCUUGGCCAAAAAACCUGUACACCGGCCGGGUGGGGCUUUGCCCCCUCUACAGACCAAGUCCUCUCCCUUGACCAUGCCCCCUCUGCAGGCCCCGCCCAUCCCCUUGGCCUCACCUCCUGUGCAGUUGCCGGUUCUGGCUUUGCCCUCUCUACAGACCCUGCCCUCUCCCUCGAUCACGCCCCCUCCGCAGGCCCCUCCCUGCCUGGCCUCCCCACCUCCGCAGGCCCCUCCCGGCCUGGCCUCAUCCCCUCCGCAGGCCCCUCCCGGCCUGGCCUCGCCCCCUCCGCAGGCCCCUCCCGGCCUGGCCUCGUCCCCUCCGCAGGCUCUUCCUGCUCCUCCUGCCUCACCCUCACUGCUUACCCCACGCCGACCUCCGACCCCGGGUCCAGAUGCCCCCAUCUCAAGUCCACGGCUGACCCUGGCACUGGCCCCUGCCCCGCCACCGCCACCCUCUCGAAGCCCGUCCAGUACGCUGAGCGGUCCGGACCUGGCGGGUCAUAGCAGCAGUGCCACCAGCACGCCAGAGGAGCUGCGAGGCUACGACAGCGGUCCGGAGGGAGGAGCCGCAACCUCCCCGCCUCCGGACGCGGAGCUGGCCGCCUGCCACCCGGCCGCCUGGAGUCGAGGUCCUGCCCCGCCUCUGGUAGUCCGCGGAGCCCCAGGCAUUCCCCUGCCUUGGCCUCCAGCUGCCGGUCCAGGCUCCUCUGACGGCCUGUGCACCAUCUACGAGACUGAAGGACCAGAGUCAGUGACCCCCACCUCUGGAACCCUGGAUGAUCAGGUUCCAGGGCCUGGCACUGGAGGUGGGAAGGUGACUUCUGUGGCAGCUGCUGCCGGAGCGACCUCCAGGAGCCCCAAGUCCGCGCGCCUCGGCGAGCUACCGCUAGGGGCGCUGCAGGCGAGCGUGGUGCAGCACCUGCUGAGUCGGACGCUGCUGCUUGCAGCCGCUGAGGGUACAGCAGGUGGCAGCGAUGGUGGUCCAGGAGGUGCAGGAGGUGGUAGUGUCACAGGGGGAACCCGGGCUCCACUCAGUGAUGCUGAACUGGGCCGCUGGGCCGAAUUGCUGUCUCCUCUGGACGAGUCCCGUGCCAGCAUCACGUCGGUCACCAGCUUCUCCCCUGAUGAUGUGGCCUCUCCACAGGGUGACUGGACUGUGGUGGAAGUGGAGACUUUCCACUGAGACAGACAGCAGCUCUGCCUACCAUACCCAUACUGCUUUAGGAUGUGCCCCUCCAGUUCCUGCCCCCACUCCCUGGGACCUUUAGAGCCCUAGUCUUUGGGGCCAGACUUUAUUCCUAUCUUUGGUUUAGGCUUGGACCAUACCCACACCUUGGCCUAGGAUCUCUCAUUGAGCCCUGCCUCUUUAGGAUAGGCCACGCCUCCUCUGCACUGAGCCCUGCCCUAUUUUGCCUAGGCUAGGCCCAUGUUCAAUUAAUAGUCUACCAACUGCAGCCAGAGUUUGCAGUAAAACUGGGGACAGGGGCUGGAGAGAUGGCUCAGUGACUAAGAGCCCUGGCUGUUAUUACAGAGGACUUAGGUUUGUUUCCCAGCAUCCACACCCAACAGUGGUCAGUAGCUCCAGCUCCAGGGGAUCUAAUGCCCUCUUCUAGCUGCUCCUGGUGUACCUACAUGUAUGCAGGCAAAACACUCAUACACAUAAUAAUGAAAGCAAACCCAACUGGGAUACUCCAGCCAGCAAGGCCUCGCUAUCUCCUUGGGCAUCUUCUGGGAACAGGGGACACACAGGCAGUAGAUUAGCUGGCAGGGCUGGCCCAAACCCUACUCAGCUAUGCAUGAGCAAGUCAGAGUUCCUGAACAGGCGACUUCUCUAAGGAAAAGAAGGGGCUGUGGAUAGAAUGUCUGCUAAGUCCUUCCUGUCCCUUGUUGCACACCUACUCACAUGCAUGAACUUAUGCUUUUUAGGGUCUCACUGCCAAUGGAAAUGUUAGGCUAAGGAGAGCCUGAUGAUGGAUGAGCCAAUUGGUGGCCAAAGUGGGGAAAGCAUGGAGCUCUUCCCAUCCUGGAUAUAGGGGUAUUUGGUAAUCCUUUCUACAGCCCUUCUGCCCAGGGUGUACCCUCCUGAGUAGGGGCCCUGCUUGAGAGUUAGGCCUGGAGGUGGGAACUCUGAGCAGAGCUGGAUGGAGGGGUCCUUGACCUCAUCUGUUACCUAUGUCUGAUAGUAUCAACUUGACAGAAUGUAGAACUCACCUGAGAGACAGGGUUCUGGGCAUGCCUGUGGGAGACUAUCUUGAUUGGGUUGAAAUGGAAAAACCCACCCACUUGGGGGUAACACCAUUCCCUGGGCAAUGUAAAUGUAGGAGAGCUGAGUAGGAGCAUGUGUUCAUAGCUCUCUCUUCCCAAUUGUGGAUGCGAUGUGACCAGCUGCUUCAAGUUUCUGCUGCCUUUCCUAUCAUGAUGUACCUCUGAACUGUGAGCCAGAAUAAACCUUUUCUCCCUUAAGUUGCUUUUUUGUU
This is a messenger RNA of Nannospalax galili (Upper Galilee mountains blind mole rat), 5220 nucleotides long. It is a transcript of the gene Prr36, whose product is annotated as proline rich 36. NCBI's taxonomy places the organism in Eukaryota, Metazoa, Chordata, Mammalia, Rodentia, Spalacidae. The transcript has 6 exons. The record is from RefSeq and is a predicted model, not a curated record. Bases 423 to 3926 code for a protein of 1167 amino acids.